This is a messenger RNA of Armigeres subalbatus, 2537 nucleotides long. RefSeq lists its product as uncharacterized. Lineage: Eukaryota; Metazoa; Arthropoda; Insecta; Diptera; Culicidae. The coding region runs from base 657 to 2537 and encodes 626 amino acids. The transcript has 4 exons. Gene Ontology annotation, molecular function: zinc ion binding; nucleic acid binding. The record is from RefSeq and is a predicted model, not a curated record.
ACCCAAUUAAAUACAUAUGUUAACCAUUGAUUAACUUACAUAUUGGCAUCCAUUUAUAUCCAUUUAUAAUAAAACAGUUUUUCUCAAUCGGUAAAUUCCUCAUCCAUAUGUAGGUUUUUGCACAGACAUCAACGCAAUUCGUCGAGCUUUGUAAAUUGGUUACAACACUAUGGGUCACCGGACUUCUUAAAUACCAAAAGUUCAUUUUUGGAAUGAACAUAUUAUAGCCUUUCAUCAAGCUUCACGUACACUAUGUAGGUACAAGAAAUUUAAAUAUAUUUAUCGAUUUUAGAAAUUGAUAACAUUAGUUUCAAUGUAUCCCGCGUACAUAUCAGCAUUAACUCCGCCUUUCGGAAAAAUAUUUAGGCAUAACUCGUCCAUAUAAGAAGUAUCUCGUUGUUCAAAGUGACGAAGGGUUGGAUCUGAGAGGUUGGAUCGGCUGAAAGAGUUCCAUAGCUGUAACGGUUAGACAGUAUUAUACCUGACUAGUAAAUAACGUUGGUCAUGCCAUUGAAGGAAUGAAUAAAAGAGAACGCAUUACGGGUUACAGAGGGUGAGCAUAACAGGAGUUAUAUUCGGACGGUGACGGUGAUCGGUCGAGUUUUGUACGACGUGCCGAACCGAGUGCGAUUACAGAUUCUGAGCAGCAGUUUACAAUGGCGACGAGAAUAAAAAUCGAUGCAUCGGCAAUGCCACCGUUCAAAAUUGGCAGUGAUGCCAGAAAUGAUUGGCUUAAAUGGAAAAGGGCCUUGGAGAGAUUUCUCAAAGCCAACGGGGUAGUGGAAGAUGUGGAAAAAUACGAUCUAUUACUCGUGCUGGGUGGUAUCGAGUUACAAGCCUAUUACGAUAAAGUGUUCAAAUGGGAAGUACAAACCCCCGCUGGUGACGGUUCUGAUGAACUGGUGCCAAUUAAAUACGAUUCAGCCAUUUUGUCACUGGACAAAUAUUUUGCACCCCAAACGAAAAAGCGUUUUGAGAGGCAUCUUCUACGAGCAAUGAAACAAGAAGACCAAGAGCCAUUCGAGGAAUAUGUUUUCAGGUUGCAAGACCAAGCCAAUCGGUGUGCCUUCGCCGACGUUGACGACAUGAUCGUUGACCAGAUAAUAGAGGGAUGCAAAUCAUCUGAUCUUAGGAAGCGAUUACUAACAGAGGACGUAACAUUGAGUGAUUCGAUCAUUCUCGGCAAGACCAUUGAAGAAGUGCAGAAGCAGACCAGGGAAUAUGAGAGACAUCCAUCAACGAUACGGGAGACACCAAUGAUAGUUCAACGUAUAUCAGAGCAGAAAACACGAUUUCCUGGGAAUAAUGACCUCAAGAGUUCGAAGAAAUGUUACAGCUGUAACAGAUAUGGUCACAUUUCUAGGGAAAUUGAAAAAUGCGCAGCUCGGGACUCCACUUGUUUCAACUGUGGAACCAAGGGGCAUUUUAAAGUUUGCUGUCGAAGAAGAAAGCUGAAUGAGUUCGGGUUACAAAAGGGACAAAAAUCCAGACGUGUUCAUGCCAUCACAGAGAAUCAAGACGAUCAUAAGGCAGUGUUUUUUGUAGCUGGUCAAGAUCUUAACGAAGUGCUUCGUAUGGAUAUCGGAGGGGUCAUUGUAUCUUUGUUGAUCGAUUCAGGCUCUCCAGCAAAUAUUAUCAAUUCAGAAACAUUCGAGUUCCUUAAAGGAAAACAUGCAGAGAUUUUGAACGAGAGGAGUCCUGAUCCUGAUGAUAGGAAGCUGAAAUCGUUCGCAUCCGAUGAAAGUAUAUUGUUUAGUAAUGCUUUCGAAGCGCAAGUAAAGAUUCCAGGAGAAAGUUCUGGAAUAUGGGCUCACAUUCUUGUGGCCCCACGUGGUCAAACAAAUUUACUCAGUAAAAGCACUGCUUUUGCUCUAGGCGUACUUAAAAUUGGGUAUAACGUGAAUCACAUCAUUCCGGAAAAUCCUAUUGAAUGUCUCGCGGAGUUCCCAAAGGUCCCAAAUGUUUCAUUAAAUAUUCAUCUGGAUAAGAACGUUCAACCAGUUGUGCAAGCUGCUAGAAGAUUCCCUAUCGCAAUGGAGGCCGAUGUCGAGAAUGCGAUUCAAGAACUUCUUCAGAAGAACAUUAUCGAACGAGCGGAAGGGCCCUUGACGUGGGUGUCGCCCUUGGUGCCCAUUAGAAAGACUGACGGAAGGAUUCGUUUAUGCGUGGAUAUGCGAGCAGCAAAUAAAGCUGUAAAAAGAGAAAAUUUUCCAAUGCCAAAUAUAGACGCAGCAAUGGCUUCCAUUCGUAAGGUAUCGAAACUUUCGAAAAUCGACCUGGAAGCGGCGUAUUACCAUUUCGAACUACACCCUAAUAGUCGAGACAUUACUACGUUUGUCGCACGAAGUGGGGUGUACAGAUUUCGCCGACUUAUGUUCGGUAUCAAAUCAGCACCCGACACGAAUCGAACGCUGAAAUACAAACCAGGAGAGAAAAACUUGGCUGACCCACUGUCUAGAUUAUCCCAAGGAUCACAACUGAAGGAGAACCAGAUGUUAUUGCUUGGCCGUCAACAGAAGCUCGGCCGUCUGCCAUAA